CUAUGCGAGAAGGGUAAAAAAUGAAGGUAAGACGAGGUGCGGGAAAAUGUACAAGUUCCUGCGUACGACCUCCGUCGCCAUCCGUCGCCAUGAGCGGAAGCGAGACGGAUUCAACCAGAUUUUGUGAAACAGUAUCAAGUCCGCAGCACCAUAUUCUUCGCUAGGCGAUCUUCUUCUCAGCCUCCCACUUGUCGAACUCCAGGCCUGGCCGAUUCGAUCUUUAUCGCCGUUUCUCACCACUUGCGUUCCCCUAUAUCUUCGACCUCUCCGCUGCUCAAAUCCCAAUCACGCAAAUUCCCCGUUUGAAGGCUGAAAGUUAAGUGCAGCUUCCCUACGGUAUUUAUCGAGUACAAAAUGUCCAACUUGGCAGAAGCUGAUGCUAAUGAGCAGCUACAAUCUGACCAAAAUGAAAAGCUUGAAGAACUAAGUGAUGAACCCGAAACUGUUGGCCAUAAUGAGCAAAUUUCCAUGCCUUCAUCUCAAGACGAGGAAGCGGUUAUCAAGAAAAAAUAUGGAGGAAUUGUGCCCAAAAAGCCUCCACUCAUUUCGAAGGAUCAUGAGCGUGCUUUUUUCGAUUCUGCUGACUGGGCUCUAGGCAAGCAAGGAGUAAAGCCAAAAGGUCCUCUUGAGGCGCUCAGGCCAAAAUUGCAGCCCACACAUCACCAGCAAGCUCGUUCAAGGAGGCCAGCUUAUGCAUCUGCUGAUGGUGAUGGUGAAGGUGAAGAAGGAGGAAAUGCUGGUUCAGACGAUGCAAACAACCUAUAGUUGAAGCUCCAUUGUUACUGCUUAGAAUGAGCUACUCGUUUUUUGGUGGCUCUAGGGGAUUAUCCACUUAUGGGGAUGCAUUGCGGUGUUUCUGUGGCUUCCAUGAAUAAAUUCUGAAGCUAUAAUAUCUGUUUUUGUAUUUGGUGUUGGAAAGAAAUGGCUGCAGCAUGCAGUGGCUAUGACUUUUUACUCCCACAAGUCACCAACAUGCCAUUUAUAUACUCUGAUUGAAAACAAUGUAUUGCUUUGAGGAACGGUUGGUACACAAUUUUUGCCA
Molecule: messenger RNA, 1042 nt
Organism: Dendrobium catenatum
Lineage: Eukaryota; Viridiplantae; Streptophyta; Magnoliopsida; Asparagales; Orchidaceae
Exons: 7
Coding region: 355-765 (136 amino acids)
Cellular component (GO): cytoplasm
Molecular function (GO): protein phosphatase inhibitor activity
Source: RefSeq, a predicted model, not a curated record